AUGGCGGCGCCCAGCGAGGCGGCGACCGGGAAGCGGCGGCCGUUCGGGACGCGCUUCCUCACCGAGCCCGGCCGCCUCUUCCAGCACAACGCGUGGGAUAAUGUGGAGUGGUCAGAAGAGCAGGAAGCCAAUGCCAGAAGUAAAGUUCAAGAGAACAGCUCACAGCUAUUGCCACAGGAUAAAAAAGAGGAGUAUGAGGUGAACGCUAACAGGUACUGGGAUGAGUUUUAUAGAAUCCAUGAAAAUGGCUUCUUCAAGGACAGACAUUGGCUGUUCACUGAAUUUCCUGAGCUAGCCCCGAAUGGAAAUCCAAGUCAAAAUGAAGUUUCUGAGUACAGAUGUGCCAAAGAGGAAUCCAACAACAAAGGACUGGGAAGCUGUGAAAAUGGACAUUGCUCAUUGGAAACCAGGGCAGAGAAUCAGUUAAACCUCAUGGAAAGCACACCCAAGUUCUGCACACAGCAGUCAGCUAACCAGAAACACAGUGAGCCGAAUCCAAGUGAUGGAGAUUACCCAGGAUCUUCUGCAGCUUACCGUAUAUUAGAGGUUGGCUGUGGUGCUGGAAAUACAGUUUUCCCAAUUUUGCAAACCAACAAUGACCCAGGGCUUUUUGUUUACUGCUGUGAUUUUUCUACAGUAGCGGUGGAUCUUGUCCAGACCAAUGCAGAAUACGAUUCUUCACGCUGCUUGGCAUUUGUCCAUGACCUAUGUGAUGACCAAAGUCCUUUCCCAAUGCCAGAAGAGAGUCUCGACAUUGUUAUUCUUAUUUUUGUCCUCUCAGCGAUUCUCCCAGAGAAGAUGCAGGGUGUUGUUAAAAGACUGAGUCGCUUUCUGAAGCCAGGAGGAAUGAUUUUAUUACGAGAUUAUGGCCGUUACGACCUGGCCCAGCUUCGGUUUAAGAAAGGUCAAUGUCUGUCUGAUAACUUCUAUGUGAGAGGUGAUGGCACCAGAGUUUACUUCUUCACACAAGAUGAAUUAGAUGAUCUCUUCACAACAGCUGGGCUGGAGAAGAUCCAGAAUUUGGUGGAUCGGCGGUUGCAGGUGAACCGUGGGAAGCAAAUGACGAUGUAUCGAGUGUGGAUCCAGUGCAAAUACCGCAAAGCUGUUGUCCCCCGGCCGUGAGGAAAAGCAGCAUGUUUUAGGUGGCAGCUUUUCCACACCUAUGGGCAGUUUCUCCUCCUGGUGGGAUGUGGUGAGAGGAAGGCCAGCGCACACAGGACCUCAGUGCCUUUGGCAAUGCCUUCUGUCACGUCAAGUGCGCUGUGCUGAGGAGGAAUKCUCUGAGACUGAGCAGUGCUUAGUGUCUCGCUAGCGGUCUUGUUUUUUAAAAAAAAUAAUUCAUAAUUUUAAUAAAGAAAUGAUUGUCUACUGUCUUACAGCAGCUGAGCAAGCUGAGUAACAAGUCGCUCUUUUUCUGGGUUUCCUCUUGAAAUAGAAGGAUGCCUUCUGCCUCACCUGUGUGUUGUGAGCUCUUGUCUUGGGAGCCAAAAGUGUGCAAAAUGUGUAUCUACUCUUUUCUGCAACUGGUCACCAGGCCUGAUAUGUAUUCCUUAGCCAGCGUGUUUUAUCCAGCUCUCUUCUAGUCAUUUGGGCUUGUGCACAUCCAGAUGUUAAAAUACACCAAGCGAGGACAUGAACUGAGAGAAUGGGAGCUUCUCUGUGCUAGCACCAUCAUGGGAGCUUCAUGGUGUGCAGGUGACCUGCAGAGAA
Molecule: messenger RNA, 1710 nt
Organism: Nothoprocta perdicaria
Lineage: Eukaryota; Metazoa; Chordata; Aves; Tinamiformes; Tinamidae
Gene: METTL2A
Product: methyltransferase like 2A
Exons: 9
Coding region: 1-1122 (373 amino acids)
Molecular function (GO): tRNA (cytidine-N3)-methyltransferase activity
Source: RefSeq, a predicted model, not a curated record